AUGGAGACGAGGACAGAACAUGGGAACCAGAAGCCCAUCUGGACAAUUCCCGCGACGCUGUUCGCAAAUUUUAUGCUAAGAAUCCCUCAGCUCCUAGGAAGCUUAGAGGCAUGGAUUCAAAUCUUUUUAAUUCUCUUUUUCAACCUAUGCCCGAAAAUUUAA
Messenger RNA from Serpula lacrymans var. lacrymans S7.9, 162 nucleotides. RefSeq lists its product as uncharacterized. The transcript has a single exon. Lineage: Eukaryota; Fungi; Basidiomycota; Agaricomycetes; Boletales; Serpulaceae. The record is from RefSeq and is a predicted model, not a curated record. Bases 1 to 162 code for a protein of 53 amino acids.